AUGUGCUCUGGAAUGGGAUGUAGGUUGAGGCUGGGGCAGUGACCAGCUGCCUGGCAAGUUAUGAAAAGAUGGAUCUCUAAGGGCACAGUGGCCUUUCUUCUCUAGCCUGAUACACUUUGUCGCAUCAAAGCUCAGCCACCACCGGGCCUUUGAAGAUGUGAGAAGAGAGAAGCACUUCUUUCCAGGAACAUCUGGGACACAUAGACAUAUCCGUAGGAGCAGCUGGGCAAGCGUAGGUAAAAAUAACCCUGUUAAGUGGCUGCUAAUCCUGCCCCAUGGAACUGCCUGGACUCCAGAGCCCUGACCUUUUGGGGCAGAGAAGAGAAGAGAAGAGAUGAGAGGGGGUGGCUUGGCCGCCUUCCCUAUUUGUGCGACUGGACUGAACCAGAUGGAAAGUGGCUGCUAUAAAAAGGCUCCAUGAGGAUCUCCACGUGGCAGGUCCCAAACAGACAGACAGACAGACAGCAAGUCAGUCAACAAAACACUCUGAAAGGAAGAAGCACAAGUGCCCCAGUGCCAUCGUGGCAGGCAUGAAGUUCGUCUCUGGUGACAUCGCAAAACGACUUGAAGAGAUGGUGUUGUUGACUUCUCAGAACCUGCCCCAGGUGGAGGUGGCUACGAGUUACACUGUCCUCCGAGAGCUUGGCAGUGGCUCCUAUGGGCAUGUGUUGAUGGCAGUCCACCAACGCCAAGGAACCCCCAUGGCACUGAAAUUUGUACGCAAGAAGGCUACAGAAUUGCUAGAUUUCGUGAAUGAAUACUGCAUUGCGCUGACUUUGGGGGCCCAUCCCUGCAUUGCCACUGCCCUUGGGAUUGCUUUCCAGACCCCCAAACACUACGUCUUUGCACAGGAGUUGGCUUUGGCCAGUGACCUCUUCUCGCUCAUGGUGCCGCAGGUUGGUGUGCCUGAGCAGCGGGUCAAGCGCUGCGCACUGCAGCUUGCCAGUGCCCUCGAAUACAUGGAAACAAAGGGGCUGGUGCACCGCGAUGUCAAGCCAGAGAACGUGCUGCUGUGUGACCCUGAGUGCCGCCGCAUCAAGCUGACUGACUUUGGGCUGAGCUGCCCGCGAGGCCGCGCCAUUGAGGCUUUGCCAGAGAGCCUGCCAUACACAGCCCCUGAGUUGAGUGCGUUGGGCCCGAAAGCUUGUUUGGAGGCCCAGCCCAGCCUUGACACGUGGUCCCUGGGAGUGCUGCUCUUCUGCGUGCUAACCGGCUACUUCCCCUGGCUCACAACUGUACCCACAGACCGGUACUACCGCAGCUUUGUCUGCUGGCAUCGCAGCCCCCGCUUUUCCCCGUGCCCACCCCAUUGGGGGCGUUUUACUCCCCAGGCAUUGGAGAUGCUGCGGGGACUGUUGAUGCCCGAUGCGGCUCAGCGUAGCCCAGCCAAGGAGGUGAUGAAUUAUAUCAAAGUGCCUUGGUUGCUCCCGGAGGCCCAGAGCUGGGUUCGGCCUAGCAGAGAUCUUCUUGGCACCACCAGGCGCUGCUAAUAAUCUAGGCCAUAUGUGUGAAGCAGGGAGGGGUGGCACCAAUCCCAAAUCUAGCCUUAGCCAUUGAAGGACCAAAGACGCCAUGCACAUCACCAAACCAAGACACCUCAUUGUUCCCGAGGACAAAGAGAAAGCACAGUCAAGCUGAGGAAACAGAAAAAAGAUGUACCCUCAGAAAACAGAGCAAACUGCCAGCAGGGCAGGGCAGGAGAAACUUUAGAGAAUCAUUCCUCUCCCACAUAUGUGAUUUCAUCUUAGGAGGGUCGCUCUCCAGUUCCAAUUCUGGAUCAGAGAUCCAAAAGACUUGAUUUCAGUCCCUCCUGGGUCAAUAACUGGCCACUUCAUUGAAUGGAAAGGAACCAAAUAGAGUUUCAUCUAAAAGGCAACGAAACCUUGGUGUCUGUCACUCACCCCGAAUUAGAUGAAAUGGGGGUGGGCUAAAAUUAUGUUUGGCUAGAUUGGGAAUGAGGGGCCAACAACAAUGGUCAGAUUUACGAGACUUCUGUAUGGUUGUCAAUCAUGGUGACCACAAAGUCUGCUGAUGUGACAGUGGACAUUGCUGAGCAGUUAAUGCUGCUCUUUGUGCUGUUUCCAGCCACCAUGGAUGGACUAUCUCUUGACAAGUCAUAUCCAAUGGAGAGAGAGAGUAAUGCAGAAGAGAUGUAAGGAGCAAUUUGAUCUUUGACUGGCAGAGUCACCAAGGAGAUGAUUUGGAGGUCUAGAAUUGAUGUUGCUGUGGGUCUAGCAAUGUUUUGCUGGAAGCCGCCCAGAGCGGCUGGGGCAACCCAGUCAGAUGGGUGGCAUAUAAUUAAAUAGCAGUAGUAGUAGUAGUAGUAUUGCCUUUCUAUAUGCUUGUUUAUAUGCUGCUAUAAUACCCAUUCAACUUGUACAUUUGUAAAUAAAGAGAUUAUAUUAUGAAAACAUUGUAAAUAGUCAGUGCUCUCAUUUUGCAAAGAAACACAUCCUGUAAUGCAGCCUGCAAUGGUGA
This is a messenger RNA of Lacerta agilis (Sand lizard), 2478 nucleotides long. Its product is annotated as serine/threonine-protein kinase SBK1-like. The record is from RefSeq and is a predicted model, not a curated record. Lineage: Eukaryota; Metazoa; Chordata; Lepidosauria; Squamata; Lacertidae. Gene Ontology annotation, molecular function: ATP binding; protein serine/threonine kinase activity. Bases 531 to 1490 code for a protein of 319 amino acids. The transcript is spliced from 4 exons. Gene Ontology annotation, biological process: peptidyl-threonine phosphorylation; peptidyl-serine phosphorylation.